AUGGCUCGUCCGUACACGCGUUACCCCUGUGGAAUAUACGGUCCACGGAACCUCGCUCGGCGUAAUGCUCGACGAGUAAAGAAUGAGCGUCUCGUCAGAGCUCGAGGGGAGAUGACAGAUGUGCCACCACCACUGAGCCCCGGACAACAGCAGCUCUUCUCCUUUUAUUCUCCGUCUCUCGAGGCUGGUGAAUACUCUGUCGGCGUCAAACAGACUCUAAAGUCCCCUUCCACGAUUGAUGAGCCAUUCGAGAUUCCAGAGACUGGCGCGCCACAGCUCUUCGACGUCGUCGCGCCUCGAUACAGUCUUCCCGAUGGCGCCGUUCAUUCAUCCUUCCCUCCUCAAGGCUAUGGAGCCCUGGCCAAAACACUCCCUCAUGUUGUGCUCUCCGAUCCUCAUCUUGCCUGGGCGAGAGGUGCUUCCGACAGUCCCGCACUGGAGGACCCAGAGUACACUCGUAGUAAAGUUCCUUGGCUGGCGAUGCUCGUCUUCACACAGAACGAGCUCACGCUUUCUGCCGCACAGCUCAGCACUGUUUUCUCUAGUACGAGCCUUGAAGGCAGCGCACAGCAAACCCAAACCUUGACUGUCAACAUUCCCGUUGCCGACGUGCAAAACAUUCAUUCAACCAUCUCACCCAUCUCUGGAGUUACGCCCGAUCCCUUGGAUGACUCCAACGCGGAUAUCGUCAUGGUGCCCUCCGCACUAUUCACUGAACUCUUUACUUCGUACCACGCGGAUGGUCUCCAGGUACCUGACCAGUCCGGCCCCGACGUUGCUCGCUACAAGUAUUUGGCCCACGUGAGAGACAUCAACACACUGGGAAUGGCCGACGCCGGAGUGGAAGAUAAUGGCGUAUUCGGAAUUGUCGUCUCGCAUCGAACUGGUCCUCUAUCCAAUACGCAGCCUCGACCGGUUGUCGCACACCUGGUUUCUAUCGAGGGAGUGGAAUCAGAUUACAUGAAGAGACAGUGGCCGAUUGCCAACGACACCAAGUUCGUCGCCUUGGCCUCGCUUUACAGCUGGAAUUUCAUCACCCUGCCCGAGGGGUCAUUCGAUAUGGAGACAACAUUUGUCAACCUCGGCACUACUCCCGCAGGCCUUAACCUACUACGAGUUCCGGAGACUACGCUGAGCAGCAUUGAUGCCUCAACACCAGUGGGCGCUAGAAUGAAGUCGAGGCUUGAAGAUGGCUAUACAUUGACCAAGUAUCGUACCGCUCUGGGCGAGGAGACCGCAGCUCUCUAUCGGAGCCCAUUUACGCCAACAUUAGUUCCUUAUCCUGUGUUGCCCCCGAAACCAAAGCUAAGGAGUUGCUGGCUCUCAGACUCGGGAAUCGACCUGCAGAUCAUGGAUCCUGCAGUUGGCAUAAUGGACAUCACUUACUCUGUAGCAUGGCAGCUGGGAAAGGCACUGGCAGUGGCCGAUCCGCAUUUCACAACCGCUCUCGGUAGGCUCCGAACAGACAUUUACAGUGGUGGUUUGGAGCGUGCCAGAACAGCCAUUCUGCGGGAACGUGGCAUGUAUAUGACUCGGUCAGAUAUUGCCGACGACCUCUCAGAAACACUACGGCGGCUCAAUACCCUGCACAAGAAUACAAACGGCCUCCACCGCCAAGGCGGCAGUAUGGCAGAUCGAUGGCAGCGGCCGCGACAGCCAAUGUCCAGUUUAUCCUACUACAGCCCCGAGGUCCAAGAUCUCUUUCAUGAGCAUGCACUCCAAGUCGGCAUGAACCUGACCCUUAGCUGUGAUGGUGAUGGCACACAGCGCUACGACGAGUUGAACUCGGCAAGUUCAGCUAACUGGAUGAUUGUCAUCAAGUGGGUGCUGGACAAGAUGUACCUCUACAGCGUUCCAGCACAGUACCUCACCACGGACCCGUCUCACCUCCCCUCGGAAUCGCUGCGCUUUUUUCACGUUGAUCGCAACUGGACAGACGCUCUGGUGGAUGGUGCCCUAAGUCUGGGCAACCAUCUAAGCGGCCCGGACAAUGUUCGCGUCGUCAUUCACAAAAUGAUAGAGGACUUCCUAUUUCCACCGCCCUCAGAUCAAGAGGAAGUGGUUGCGCCCCCUCCCCAGUUUCCCGUCUACGGCUUCUUGUUGCACUCUUGUGCCGUCACUCAGUAUCCAGACCUCAAGGUAUCAGUGGAGUUGGCAGGCGUAACACAGCAGAUGAGUCCUAUUAUACGGCACGAGAACCUCGAUACAGUCAGAGGUAUCAUGCUCUGUCUUCUCGACCAUGCACCGGGCAAUCCGGGUCUGGCGUCAGUCACCUUCACGCAGCCUCCUCAUCAACAGUCCUUCAUUGCUGGCGCGGAGUUAGACUCUCAGCACAUCAAGACUUCAUAUAAGCGUAUCUACACUGCGUCCAAUCUUGCACCAAAUCCUCUCCCUUGGAAGGCCGUUGAAUGGUUUCGUGAGGCUAACAAUGAUGCUACUCCCCCUCCGCCACCCCCUUCACCGAAAUUUGUCUUUAAGUGGGGUCUCGAUCCUGAUCCUGAGGUUCGCACAUUGCUUCUUGUGCCAUGGGCCGCGGACGUUAACAAUAUUCUUAAUUAUUAUGGUGAAGACGGGGGCAUCUACAAAGAUCUUUAUCCAAAUUCGGCCAUGGCUGGGAUUCAGCUUAACAAUCCAAUAUAUCGGCUCACCAUCUCAACACCCCAGCCUGAUAAAGGCAAGGGGCAGAGUUUCGAAAGAACCGUGGUGGCAAGUCUCCCGCCGGUUAUGAAAGCACAGAUUGCAGCAAAGGAGGUAGAAACCACCGUAUCCCCAUCAAUUCUCCCUCUCCCAACAAAGGAGUCUUCCAUCUCCAGAGCCACAACGGUCACAAAACGACCACCCCCUAGCGUUCGUGUCGGCUCGGGAUUCGAGCUUGGAAUGGGCCAUGGAUAUCCAAGAUACACGCCUCCCCAUUACCAGCGUGUCGUUGCGAACCUCGACAGACCAUUCCCUAUUUCUCGCUCUAUACACAACAGCGACAGUGAGUCGCCCGAAGGCGGCAGCCUUGGUGGUGGUCCCGUCGUCCCACCCACAUUUAAGUACAUGGUCCGCCCAGUCGACAAUGACCCUACAAAAGACGGCAUUCCCGCUGGCACCAGUAUCCCUCAGGAUCUUGUCUUCAGGGUGGCAAUGACAGACCCGGGCACUGACGGCUUCCACCUUGAGCAGCUAGUCAUUCUUUUGCAGCUCGCGGUCAAGCCCGGGGACGAAAAAUACUGCCUUCUCGCUGGACCUACGUACACUGGGCCAGGACCGUUCAUGACCAGCAAUGUACGGUUCUUUGUGCAGGCACAGAUCCAGCCGCCCUCAGACAGUGAUCCCUACACUUACCUGGCACUCAGCGUUCAGGCCCGCAGCACGCGCGGGUGGGCGGAACAGGGAAUGUACAACGACCUGACAUUCAUUCUACCCGUGUGUGAUAUUGCGCCGUCGUCCCCAUCACAGACAUUUCCGCUCAAAAUCACACCGUCUUAUAAUGGGAGGACGCCAGUAGAGCAGACAGAUUAUUACGCCAUCAAGAUUCAGAACGCGUCUAAUUGA
Molecule: messenger RNA, 3540 nt
Organism: Fusarium tjaetaba
Lineage: Eukaryota; Fungi; Ascomycota; Sordariomycetes; Hypocreales; Nectriaceae
Exons: 1
Coding region: 1-3540 (1179 amino acids)
Source: RefSeq, a predicted model, not a curated record